Messenger RNA from Ziziphus jujuba (common jujube), 1681 nucleotides. Its product is annotated as flotillin-like protein 4. Gene Ontology annotation, cellular component: plasma membrane; plasma membrane raft. Gene Ontology annotation, biological process: protein localization to plasma membrane. The record is from RefSeq and is a predicted model, not a curated record. NCBI's taxonomy places the organism in Eukaryota, Viridiplantae, Streptophyta, Magnoliopsida, Rosales, Rhamnaceae. The transcript has 2 exons. The coding region runs from base 205 to 1659 and encodes 484 amino acids.
UAUUCUCUUCACACGGUUUUCCUUUCCUUUGUGUCCCACAGAAAACCACUCCUUAUAGAUAUUCUCUAUUGCAUUCUCUCUCUAUAUCUUAAUCUCUUUCCCAUUAACCUCUAUCUCUUUUCUCUCAUUCUUUCUGUGUGUGUCACUGAGAGUGAAUCUGUGACCCAGUUACAUAUUCAACAAAAGCAAAACAAACAAACAAACAUGUAUAAAGUCGCAAGCGCAUCUGAAUACCUGGUGAUCACCGGUAUCGGAAUCAAAGACAUCAAGCUAGCCAAAAAAGCAUGGAUUUUCCCCGGCCAGUCAUGCACGGUCUUCGAUCUCUCGCCGGUAAAUUACACCUUCGAAGUCCAAGCCAUGAGCGCCGAGAAGCUCCCUUUUGUCCUCCCCGCCGUAUUCACCAUCGGCCCGCGAGUAGACGACGAGCCCAGCCUCCAAAAAUACGCAAAGCUCAUCUCUCCCCACGACAAGCUCUCCAACCAUGUCAAAGACCUCGUUCAGGGAAUCAUCGAGGGCGAGACACGUGUCCUCGCUGCCUCCAUGACCAUGGAAGAGAUUUUCAGGGGCACUAAAGAGUUUAAACAGGAGGUUUUUGAAAAAGUUCAGCUUGAACUCAACCAGUUCGGGCUUUUGAUAUACAAUGCAAAUGUCAAACAGUUGGUGGAUGUCCCGGGACAUGAGUAUUUCUCUUACUUGGGGCAGAAGACUCAGAUGGAGGCGGCGAACCAAGCGAAAGUCGAUGUGGCGGAGGCCAGAAUGAAGGGUGAGAUUGGAUCUAAGCUUAGGGAUGGACAGACACUGCAAAAUGCGGCGAAGAUCGACGCCGAGACGAAGAUCAUAUCGACUCAGAGACAAGGGGAGGGGAAGAAGGAGGAGAUUAGAGUGAAGACGGAGGUUAAGGUUUAUGAGAACCAGAAGGAAGCCGAGGUGGCUGCGGCGAAUUCGGAGCUGGCAAAGAAGAAGGCCGGGUGGGCAAGAGAGGCUCAGGUGGCGGAGGUGGAGGCCUCGAAGGCGGUGGCACUGAGAGAAGCUGAGUUGCAGAGAGAAGUGGAGACUAUGAAUGCCAUGACUACCACUGAGAAACUCAAGGCUGAGUUCCUCAGCAAAGCCAGUGUUGAAUAUGAAACCAAGGUGCAAGAGGCGAAUUGGAAUCUCUACAAUAAACAAAAAGCAGCAGAAGCGAUUCUUUAUGAAAAGGAAAAAGAAGCAGCGGCGCAGAAAGCAACAGCCGAAGCCCAAUUCUAUGCCCGCCAACAGGCGGCUGACGGAGAGUUCUAUGCCAAGAAGAAAGAAGCGGAGGGAUUGGUGGCGCUGGGACAAGCCCAAGGCGUAUAUUUACGCACCCUUUCGGACGCUCUUGGUGGCAAUUACGCUGCACUGAGGGACUACUUGAUGAUCAACAGCGGAAUGUAUCAGCAAAUUGCCAAGAUUAACGCUGAAGCCGUGCACGGGCUUCAGCCUAAGAUUAGUAUCUGGACCGGUGCUAAUGGCGGCGGAGACACCGCGGGAGCUGCCAAUCCCGCCAUGAAAGAGGUUGCCGGAGUUUAUAAAAUGUUGCCUCCGUUGUUCAAGACGGUUCAGGAGCAGACAGGAAUGCUUCCUCCUGAAUGGAUGGGCACUUUGACCGAUUCUUCCCAUCAUCAAUCACAUCAUGAAUAAUAAUAUUUGGAUUUAUGUAUUA